Mus musculus (house mouse) is the source of this 1581-nucleotide messenger RNA. It is a transcript of the gene Vmn1r171, whose product is annotated as vomeronasal 1 receptor 171. Lineage: Eukaryota; Metazoa; Chordata; Mammalia; Rodentia; Muridae. Bases 365 to 1315 code for a protein of 316 amino acids. The record is from RefSeq and is marked validated. Gene Ontology annotation, cellular component: membrane; plasma membrane. Gene Ontology annotation, molecular function: G protein-coupled receptor activity; pheromone receptor activity. The transcript has a single exon. Gene Ontology annotation, biological process: G protein-coupled receptor signaling pathway; sensory perception of chemical stimulus; signal transduction.
CCAGAACCAACUGUCCAACACCAAAUUUGUUCUUCUUAUAACGUGAGGAAAAAUGCUGAAUUCCAACCAAGCAAAAAUACAUGCUUGUCUAUAAAUGUUAAUUUAUAAAUAUACAGAGCCCAUACUGUGUUAAAAUGUGUGUCAUGUUGUUGACCAAUAGAGAUACUGUUGCAUCACACACAGAUCUAUCAUGAGGAAAGAAAGAGCAAAAUAUUUGUAAAGUUGAUAUUUUGGAUCAAUGUUCAUGCAGUGUUCCAGUCAACAUGACCAUACAGAUAAAGUAGUGCUGCCCUUUGUGGGGGAAAAAUACUUCAAAUCUAUUGAAAAGGCCAAGAUUUGAGAAGACUCAAACAGCACUGCCCUCAUGAUCACUAUUCCGUUGACCAAUGAAGUUGUCUCCAUGUUGUCUCAAAAUAAAUCUGUGAAAACCACAGAGGAAGUGGCUCUUCAGAUCCUCUUGCUUUGCCAGGUUGGGGUUGGAACUGCAGUCAACAUUUUUCUGAUUGUUCAUAAUUUAUCUCCAAUCUUGAAUGGAUCUCAACAGAGACCCAUAAAAGUCAUUCUAGCCAACUUAGCUGUGGGCAAUACCUUGAUUCUCCUCUUUGCAUUUCCAAACAAUAUGACACUUUUUGUUCCAAAGGACCCCCCAACUGACCUAAAAUGUAAACUUGGGUACUUCAUUUGGCUGGUGGCUCGAAGUACAAACAUGUGCUCCACCUGCUCUCUGAGCACUUAUCAGCUUGUCACUCUUGCUCCAGGUACCUGGGGUAGGGUGAUGCUCCGUGGAAGAGCCCCCAAAUUUGUGAGGUAUAUUUGUUAUAGUUGUUGGUUGUCCAGUGUCUUAAAUAAUGCUCACAUUCCAAUGAAAGUCAGUGGUCCCCAGAAAACACAUAAUGAUACCAAUACUAAAAACAAAUGGGUUUGCUCCACCACUGGUUUCAGUAUAGGCAUGCGCAUCUUGUCAUUUGCCCAUGAUGCAGUGUUCAUCAGCAUCAUCAUCUGGAGCAGUGUCUCCAUGGUUAUUCUCCUGAACAGACACCACCAAAGAUUGCAGCAUAUUCAGUCCCCCAAUCAGAAGCUCAGAGUUCAUGCUGAGACUAGAGCAGCCCACACCAUCCUGAUGCUGGUGGUCACAUUUGUGACCUGUUAUCUUCUAGACUGUAUUUGUACUUUUCUUCACAUUUCCUUUGUGGACUCUCGGCUCUGGUUAAGGCGUGUCAAAGAAAUUUUGGCUGUAAGCUUCCCUACCUUUUCUCCAUUACUCUUGAUCUUUAGGGAUCCCAAUGAUCCUUGUUCUCUGCUAUUCAGCUGCUGAAAAUGACAGUCCAAGUGACAAAUAUUUCUCAUAACUUUCCUAACAGCCAUAAAUAUUCUAUUUUCUUGGAAUAAAUUUAACAUGUUUCUUGGCCAACUGUUGCAGAAAGCCAUAGUGCUAUUUGUGAUUUGAUGUUAAUUCUGUUUUCUUGGGAGGAGAUGCAAACAAGGAAUGAGGCAGCACUGAGGUGAUUUCCUGUAAAGCAUCUCCAUCUUGAUUGGUAAAAUAAAGGCUUGAGCUUGUAAUGGGCAGAGGAAGGGAAUGUG